Messenger RNA from Petromyzon marinus (sea lamprey), 1576 nucleotides. Its product is annotated as microtubule-associated protein 1 light chain 3 alpha-like. Lineage: Eukaryota; Metazoa; Chordata; Hyperoartia; Petromyzontiformes; Petromyzontidae. The record is from RefSeq and is a predicted model, not a curated record.
UGUAUCUGUCGUCUGCCUUGUUGAAUGUGAAAUCGCGCUCCGCCACCCGUCACAACCACCCGCGGUGACAUUCCACGGCUCUGGGGGUCUUCGUGUUGUUGUGGGGUAGUCGCCACCACGUCUCCUCCCUCCCUACCGCCCUCCUCUUGCUGCCUCGGGGCUUCCCCUUCGCCUCGUCCUUGUCGGGUGGAGGUGGAGGAGGUGGAGGGAGCAGACAAACAACGAUGGCCGGAUCGCUCUCGUUCAAGGAGACGCGGAGCCUCGAGGAGCGCAUCGCAGACUCCACCCAGAUCCGCGCUCUGCACACCAACAAGAUACCCGUCAUCAUCGAGCGUUGCAAGGGUGAGAAGCAUCUGCCCAAGCUGGACAAGACCAAGUUCCUGGUGCCAGAUCACGUCAACAUGAGCGAGCUGGUUAAGAUCCUCCGGCGCCGUCUUGAGCUGGACCCGGGCCAGGCGUUCUUCCUGCUGGUGAACCAGCGCAGCAUCGCGAGCGCCAGCGUGCCCCUGUCGCAGCUGUACGAGCAGCAGCGCGACGCCGACGGGUUUCUCUACAUUGCCUACGCAUCGCAGGAGACCUUUGGCUGACUCCGAGAGGCCCCCUCCCCCCCAGGGCCCCCCCCCCCCGUUAUCUUUUUAUGAAUUUAACUUUUCAAUAUCCAUACCAUGUACAGCCCUCCACACCCCCUUUUUUUGGGGGGGGGGGGAGGUGGGAAACCACUGCUGGUUGAUGAAGAUUUGUAGCGUCAUCAAACCAAUAAUGUGUGUACUCUGGUUCUGACGCAGGAGCAGUUCUCCUGCUGUGUUUGUCUCACCUGAUGACGGUUGCUUGUGUUGCGAUCGAAACGUCGUGAUCUAUUAAUUUUCUAUCUACGUGACUUACCGAAAGAACCAAAGAGUGUGGAUUCCUGCAGUCACGAAAAGCUUCAAAUCAAGAUUCAAUAAUUUGUGGUUUUGCUGCAUUGCCCACUACCGGCAGUGCAGUCCCACACACAGCCUGCAACGUUCUGGCACCAUCCUGGCUCCACUCUGCAUUACUUCCGAGAUCGGGCACACUCUGGGCAAUUGUAUCAAGAGGCUGAAAAAUCCAUAACGCAAUUGAAACUCACAGGCACCGUUUUGUGUUUGCAGUGCACCAUGUUGCGCAGUAGGGCCAAAUAGUUAUUCGCUCUAAGUGGUUGUGUUUAAAUCCAUAUACCAAUAGGUAAUAGCUGUAAGUGGAGAUGUGUAUACACGACUGUUUCUUACCCAUGGGAGAGUGGUAUGAAACGUACACAACUGGGCUGUCAAGGGUUUCAGAUUGGAAGAUGAAACGUACACUCUUAUAAACUCGAGGGACAUUUAUGUUUUAAAUGAGAAACCUAAAAAAGUGAUGAUGCCAAGAAUGAUUAAUUAGUAAUCGGUUCACAAAGCUUUUUGGAAAGUGCUGUCCGAUUAAGCAAUGUGGUCGUUGUCUGCGUCCACAGAGAAUUGCCGCUACACUAAGCUUGGGAUUACGCAACGCGGUAGUGAUCUUAUCCGCUCGGUAAUGUUUUGUUGCCAUGUAAAUAUAAAGUAAAAACAAUCAACAAACCUUU